AUGAGUGGAGAACUGCGGCCGAUCUCAAGAUUAAAUAUGGGACAAACGUUUGGCCACUGGGUAAUGAGUGACGCGGACAGGCUUCACUUAAGCCGUGGUUCCAGAAGAUGGGAUAGUGAGGACGGGCUUCACUUAAGGUGUGCGUUACCAGUUGCCCUCCAAGCCUCAACAGAAACUCGCAACCGUACGAUGGACACGAGCGACUCGGAGGAUCACUUACUUCCGCGACGGGACCCUUUCCCCCAGCAAUUGUCAGAGGCAGCCAAGGCGUUGCCCCACUUUACCACGGCCUACGCCCAAUUCCGCGAGGCCGCAAACUCUGUUGAUCUACACGUCGAAGCCCCAGAAAUUAUGAAGCGGUUCGUGGGAGACUUUCAAUUUGGGGAGGACCCCAAAGGCGUCCUCUUCUACGAUUCGUUUGCAAACAUCGGUGUAGUUCAAUACACAGUUGUAUACUACCAGGGAGCAGCGUCCUCGAAAACUGGGCCUUUGCGCCGUAAGCUGGUUGCGAGAUUUAUUGCAAGGGUUGACACCAAGAAAUACAAACUUCCUCCCAUCCGUCUCGGACGAGGCCAAGGUGAAUGGGCGAACUUCAGCGCUGCAACAUCCCCGGCGGACGUCCUCCGACAGGACGAGUCGGACCGACUCUAUAUACAAUUCCCGUGUAUCGCGAAGGAAGUAUAUUUUGCCACCAACAAGAAGUCGAGGAUCAAAGGCUCUGGGAUAUUAAUUUUCCGCAAUAUUACCGAGCUUAAGACGGAUACCUCUCCGUCGGACGACGAUACAAUAUUAGCUUACUACUCGCCCGACAAAAUUGUGUUCUUCCUCAAAACCACCGGAGAGGAUGAGGGGAGUACAGCGUUGAAGGAAGUUGGUCUAUUCCUCCCUGAUCUUCCUUUGAAAGAUAUUGGUCAACCAAAUGUUGCUCAAUUGCCCGAGACGACGUGGUUGGAGUAUAAAGAGCCUGAGCCUAGUGACACCUAG
Messenger RNA from Laccaria bicolor S238N-H82, 984 nucleotides. RefSeq lists its product as uncharacterized. Bases 1 to 984 code for a protein of 327 amino acids. The record is from RefSeq and is a predicted model, not a curated record. The transcript has 11 exons. Lineage: Eukaryota; Fungi; Basidiomycota; Agaricomycetes; Agaricales; Hydnangiaceae.